Falco peregrinus (peregrine falcon) is the source of this 1852-nucleotide messenger RNA. It is a transcript of the gene AVEN, whose product is annotated as apoptosis and caspase activation inhibitor. The record is from RefSeq and is a predicted model, not a curated record. Bases 67 to 1146 code for a protein of 359 amino acids. The transcript has 6 exons. Gene Ontology annotation, biological process: negative regulation of G2/M transition of mitotic cell cycle. Lineage: Eukaryota; Metazoa; Chordata; Aves; Falconiformes; Falconidae.
UCGCCCUCCGCGGGCGGCCUCUUUCCGGGAGUAGGCGGGGACCGGUGGGCACGGGCCGGCCCGGCCAUGCAGUGUGAGCGGGGUGGCAGCCGGCCCCGCAGGGAAGGCGGCCGGCACGGCCGGCGGCGGCCAGGCGGCGCGGAGAGGGCGGCCGAAGCGGCGACUGAAGGAAGCGGCAGGGACGGCCACGGGCGCGGAGGAGGCGGGGGCCGGGGAAGAGGCGGCGCUCACGGGCAGCGAAGAGGCGGGGGCCGGGGCAGGCGAGAGCCUCGAGGUCGCGGGGCAGCGCCGCCGCCCGCCGCCCACCAGCACCGGCGGGUAGAGGAUGAUGAUGAUACUGAAUCACAAGAGGAAGAAGAGAAGGAAAAACUGAAAAGCUAUUCAAGAAGAAAGAUUUUUUCCAACUGGAGCCGCUAUGAGGAUACAGAAAAAGAGGGACAGAGUGAACGUGGAGAGUCACAGAGAGGAACAGACUUCCAUGUAUUGCUUAGCUCAGCAGGAGAUUCCUUUUCACAGUUCCGACUUGCUGAUGAGAAAGAAUGGGAUAGAGAAAGCAUAUGCCAUGAGCAGCUAUCUGUGUUUUCUGUUGACUGCCAGUCUCUGGCCCAGGCCCUUCAGGAAUUGCCUCUACAUCUGAGGCUGAAUGUAGCUGCUGAACUGGUGCAGGCAUCAACACCUGCAGAGCUCCCACAGAUGAGAUCUAAAAUUAUUGAAGACAGCAAGAGGAGAGAGCUGCUGUUCCGACAGUCUCCGGCUCAGAGUGAGAGAGUGCUGGUCUCCCAUCCCACUGGUGGUUCUGUUGCUCCAUCAGAGUCUGGAAGUAGAAAUGGUCCUAGGGCAAGUGCGGCAGAACCAUUUCAGAGAGCCCAUCCACUGUCAAAGCAAGUGACUGACCAUUUGGAUGAAGAACUAGAUUUUCUCCUAAAUCUAGAUGCUCCCGUUGGUACAGAAAACAGACCUGCGUCUGGGGCGUUAUCCUACAGCAUAUCGACUGAGAAAGACUUGAAAAUGGAUUGUAAGGAAAAAGACCCUUUAAAACUACAUAUGCCUGAAGAGAAGAGUACAGCAUCACAGCAAAUUCAAAGUACUUCUAAAACUCUGACUGAGGAAGAGCUGGAAGAAUGGCUGGACAGCAUGAUUUCCUGAAGCUCACAUUUACUUAAUGUUUGCUACAUUCACUUAUUCACAUAAGUAGCAAGUUGAAUCUUAACCUUUACCUGUUUCACUUUGCUCAGUAUGCCAAAUGCCUGGUUUCCUUUGCUGGCACCUAAAAUUCUGUGCAACCAAAAUUCAUUUAGAUGUGAUUGAAAAUUGUCUAAGAGUAAUAUUCUUAAAAAGGUCUAAAAUUUGUGAUGAAAUUAGGAUUUUCUUUGCUAAAGAUACAGGCUACAGCACACUAAGACAACAGUUAUUUCAGCUUGUACUUGCUCUGUGUAGUCUUAAAAUAAAGCUGUGGAUGACCAAUGAAUACAUGUGGUUUUAGUCCCUCUUUUGUCAUGCUACAUCUCCAUAUUGUAGAAAGACGACGGCAAAGGUAAUAUUGGUUUGUAACACUUUAUUGCAGUGGGGUACUUUUUAUUACAAGAAGGAAAAAAAAAAAGCAUAGUCCUAGCAGUUUCUAAUUGCAGGUGACCAUAGAGCAUUUUUAUAUUUUGGCCUAAGAUUUAAAUUGUAUUCAUUUUGAUACAGUGUAUGUCUUUGAACAGCAGUGUCUAAUGAGCUGUUACUGAAGGUAGUAUAUAAACCAAUUUCAAGUGCCAUUUCAUACAGAAAGACAGAAAAGCAAUACAGUUAAUGGAUCUGUUCAUCUAGAACACUAAAAUAAAAAGUUUGCAUAGCUAUGUCUACAGAG